GAGAGAGAGAGAGAGAGAGAGAGAGAGAGAGAUUACAGAGAGCAUGAGGCAGGCGCAGUAGCAGACUCCUAUAUCCGAGAGACGGAGACAGACGGUGCCAGCUGCUAGCUAAGUUAGCUAUAGUAGACAGUUAGCAACUAGCUUCAGAGUCCUUGCGCCUUUACUACCUAUGAGUGACUGAGCAAAAGUGUGCGUGUGUGUGACAGCGCGUGUGUGUCGACGCUUUGAGCGCCCUGUCGGCUGUCCCGAAGUCACUCAGUGUGUGUGUGCGCGUGCGAGUGUGUAUAUAUAAACUCCCCUAUCUUCCUCGUCCGACCAGCAGCGUGUCUGUGUGUGUAUGAGGUGAGCAACACAUAAACACUCAUAGUCGACUGUUUACAUUCGGUGUCCGGUUACUUGCCAGCGGGAUUCACAUCAUUUACUGACACCGACACAGCACCAAGAUGAUGUUAAAGUACACUGUGGUCCGCGGCGGCCUCGGCCUGUUGGCCGUGAGGAGGACGUGUGUUUCCUCUCGCUUCGCCCACUCUGCCCCGCAGUACAAGUAUCGACCAAUCAAGAAAGUCAUGGUGGCCAAUAGAGGUGAAAUCGCCAUCCGUGUGUUCAGAGCCUGCACUGAACUGGGGAUUCGAACUGUGGCCGUCUACUCCGAGCAAGACACCGGACAAAUGCACAGGCAGAAGGCGGACGAGGCUUACCUGAUAGGAAAAGGCCUUCUACCCGUUGCUGCGUACCUGGACAUUCCUGACAUCAUCAAAGUGGCCAAGGACAACAAUGUGGAUGCCAUCCACCCAGGCUACGGUUUCCUCUCUGAGCGGGCAGACUUCGCCCAGGCCUGCUUAGACGCAGAUGUGAGGUUUAUUGGACCAAGCCCAGAAACGGUCCGCAAGAUGGGAGACAAGGUUGAGGCUCGUGCCCUGGCCAUCUCUGCAGGUGUACCUGUGGUCCCGGGGACAGAUUCCCCCAUCUCCUGCCUGCAGGAUGCAAAGGUGUUCGCCCAAAAACAUGGCUUCCCCAUCAUCUUCAAAGCAGCCUACGGAGGAGGCGGUCGGGGCAUGAGGGUGGUCAGAGAGUACGAGGAACUUGAGGAGAAUUACCAGCGGGCCUACUCUGAAGCCCUGACGGCUUUUGGGAACGGAUCCUUGUUUGUUGAGAAGUUUAUUGAAAAGCCGAGACACAUUGAAGUACAGAUCCUCGGCGAUAAAUAUGGUAAUGUUAUCCACCUCUAUGAGAGAGACUGCUCCAUUCAGCGCAGACACCAAAAGGUUGUUGAAAUCGCACCGGCUUUCCAACUGGACCCUCAUCUGAGAGACCGGCUCCACUCUGAUGCUGUGAACCUCGCCAAGAUGGUGGGCUACGAGAACGCCGGGACCGUGGAGUUCCUGGUCGACAGACACGGCAAACACUUCUUCAUCGAGGUCAACUCUCGACUUCAGGUUGAACACACGGUCACCGAAGAAAUCACGGAUGUGGACCUGGUGCACGCCCAGCUGCAUGUGUGUGAGGGCCGCAGCCUGCCAGAACUGGCCCUCAAACAAGACAAGAUCCGGGUGAACGGCUGUGCCAUCCAGUGCAGAGUGACCACAGAAGACCCCUCCAGAGGCUUCCAGCCGGACACCGGGAGGAUUGAGGUCUUCCGAAGCGGUGAAGGCAUGGGCAUCCGCCUGGACAGUGCCUCGGCCUUCCAGGGCGCUGUCAUUUCGCCCCACUAUGACUCCCUGUUGGUGAAAGUCAUCGCCAGUGGGAAGGACCUGCAGACAGCCGCCUCCAAGAUGAGCCGAGCCCUGGCCGAGUUCAGAGUGCGAGGGGUCAAGACCAACAUCCCGUUCCUGCAGAAUGUCUUUUCCAACCACCAGUUCCUCAACUCCACGGUGGACACGCAGUUCAUCGACGAGAACCAGGAACUCUUCAACCUCAAACCCACUCAGAACCGAGCCCAGAAACUACUGCACUACCUGGGUCAUGUGAUGGUAAAUGGACCGACCACACCCAUCCCAGUCAAGGCUAAGCCAUCCUCCAUUGACCCUGUCAUCCCUCCUGUCACCAUGGGCGACCCUCCACUAGGUUUCCGUGACGUGUUGCUGCGUGAUGGUCCUGAGGGAUUCGCCAAGGCGGUCCGCGCCCACCAAGGUCUGUUGCUAAUGGAUACCACCUUCAGGGAUGCCCACCAGUCGCUCCUGGCAACCAGGGUUAGGACCCACGACCUGAAGAAGAUCUCGCCGUUUGUCAGCCACAACUUCAACAACCUUUUCAGCCUGGAGAACUGGGGAGGUGCUACAUUUGAUGUGGCCAUGCGUUUCCUGUCUGAGUGCCCGUGGAAGAGGCUCCAGGAGCUGAGAGCUUUGAUCCCAAACGUCCCCUUCCAGAUGCUGCUGAGAGGAGCCAACGCUGUGGGCUACACCAACUACCCCGACAACGCUGUCUUUAAGUUCUGCGAGGUGGCCAAGGAGAACGGCAUGGACAUCUUCCGCGUGUUCGAUUCCCUGAACUACCUGCCAAACAUGCUGCUGGGCAUGGAGGCAGCUGGAGAGGCAGGCGGCGUGGUGGAGGCUGCCAUCUCGUACACGGGCGACGUCUCUGAUCCCAUGAGGCAGAAGUACUCUCUGGACUACUACAUGAAGCUGGCCGACGAGCUGGUCAAAGCUGGAACUCACAUCCUCUGUAUCAAGGAUAUGGCCGGCCUGCUGAAGCCAGAGCCCAGCAAACUUCUGAUUGGCUCUCUGAGAGACCGUUUCCCCGAUUUGCCCAUCCACGUGCACACACACGACACAGCUGGAGCCGGUGUGGCCGCCAUGCUGGCUUGUGCCGAGGCUGGAGCUGACGUAGUGGAUGUGGCUGUCGACUCUAUGGCCGGGAUGACCUCUCAGCCCAGCAUGGGAGCCAUGGUGGCCUGCGCCAGGGGGACCAAGCUCGACACCGGCAUUGCUCUGGAGCAGGUGUACGACUACAGCGAAUACUGGGAAGUAGCACGAGGCCUGUACGCUCCGUUCGACUGCACCGCCACCAUGAAAUCGGGCAACGCUGAUGUCUAUGAGAACGAGAUCCCCGGAGGACAGUACACCAACCUUCACUUCCAGGCUCACAGCAUGGGACUGGGACAUAAGUUCAAGGAGGUGAAGAAGGCCUAUACCGAAGCCAACAAACUCCUCGGAGACCUCAUUAAGGUGACUCCGUCCUCUAAGAUCGUGGGGGACUUGGCCCAGUUCAUGGUGCAGAACAACCUGACCAGAGCCGAAGUGGAGGAGAGGGCGGACGAGCUGUCCUUCCCCCUGUCCGUGGUCGAGUUCCUGCAGGGAUACAUCGGGAUUCCACAUGGAGGAUUCCCCGAGCCGUUCAGAUCUAAGGUGCUGAAGUCCCUUCCUCGCAUGGAGGGUCGUCCCGGCGCCUCUCUGCCACCCUUGGACUUCAAGACUCUGGAGGAGGGGCUCCGAUCUGCACACGGUGAGGAUAUCACCCCCGAGGAUGUGAUGUCGGCAGCCAUGUACCCAAAGGUGUUCCAGGAGUACAAGGAGUUCACCGCUAACUUUGGUCCAGUGGAUUGUCUCAGCACCAGGCUGUUUCUGGAUGGACCCAAGAUCGCUGAGGAGUUUGAGGUGGAGCUGGAAAGAGGGAAGAUCCUCCACAUCAAGGCGCUCGCACUGGGGGACCUGAACAAGGCCGGCCAGAGAGAAGUCUUCUUCGAGCUGAACGGACAGCUGAGAUCUGUGCUGGUUAAAGACACAGUCGCCAUGAAGGAAAUGAAGUUCCACCCGAAGGCCCAGAAGUCUAUCAAGGGUCAGGUGGGAGCGCCCAUGCCUGGAAAAGUCAUAGAGGUCAAAGUGGAAGUGGGAUCCAAGGUGGAGAAGGGGCAGCCGCUGUGUGUCCUCUCGGCCAUGAAGAUGGAGACCGUGGUCAACUCCCCGUUGGCCGGUACCAUUAAGGCUGUCCAUGUCACGGCCGACGCCUCCCUGGAGGGAGAUGACCUGAUACUGGAAAUUGAGGAGUAGAGUGAGGGGGGAGGAGAAGUAGGUGGGUCACUUAGGUCUUCUGAUUCUGGAAAUCGUGAGGUUGGGGGGGGGGAUUUAAAAAAGAAAAGAAAACAGGAAUCCUUUUCGUUAAACAAUCUGUGGCAGUUGUUUUUUCCCCCAAUUUGUAGAUAUUCUGUUCGGUUACACUGGGGAGACAAAAAGCACAGACGGCACUAAAUAAUAAUAUAUUACUGCAAUGAGGAUUCCUUAAUGAACUGUACCACUAAUCAUUUAAUUCUCCCAAAAACUACAUGAAUCCCGUAGGUGUGGUGAUUAGUACAUCUCUUAACGUCUUGUCAACUUGUGGAAAAUAACAUAUCUUAGAAACACAUUAUAUAUUUAAAUUGUGAUACAUUCCAUUACUUGCUCGUCUUAACUGUGAUGUACAAACUGAGCUAAUCAUGUGUAACACUAACAGGGGCGUAACAUCUACUUGCAAUUAAAUACCACAAUUUCCAUUUCUAUGCUGUUGAUGUAGCUUAAUAUAUUCACAUUAGUAGAUGAAACUUUAUGACUGGGUUAAGAUACAAAGUCGUUGUUUAGUAUGUUCGCCUUGGCAAGACAUUACCAUCACAGUGCAGUGGUAGCGUCUAGACUCACUUUUCUUUUUCAUAGGGGACAUUUUUUACAUUGUUCUCUGGAAAGACAACAAAGCACACAUGCGCUGAAGGAGAAAUUACAAUAUUGUGUCCAACCUGUUUAAACGAUGAGAGAAGCACAACACAUUGACAGAUAAACUGGCCAGAAGCUAAAAGGAAAUAUCCUGUUACUGUAUCAGUAAUAGUAGAUGGUUUAUUUUUUUAAAGUUCUGCACUGGUGUUGAACAUGUUUCCCCAUUCACACCUUAGAGUGACAUUGUUGGAAAAACCCAAACUGGAUUAGAGAUGUGAUGUUUACAAAGUUGUGGCUUAAAUGUUCUUACCUUAAAACCAAUUGAGCUAUAUCUGCUGGAUCCUUUUAGAAGUGUCUCUACUUUUCCAACAUCACACUAUUAAAUCUUAUAGAGCCGCUCCAGCCUAUCUUUUAAUAACCAGGCAGAGAUUAUGGUGACUGUUUUCUGACUGCAUGGGGAUUUUAAUGCUAGGUGUAAAUGGGAUUACAUGGUGGUGUAAUGGAGGCAUGUGGUGUUAUUCUGAGGUUCUGCUGAUUAAUUUAUGAAUUAAUUCUCUGUCAAAUGAUGUGAAAUUAGCCGGACUAAUAAGAGACUCUGGAGACUCCAAGUAGCAGCACUCUGCUUUAUAUUUCUAAUGCGUGUCUGUGUUUGGAUAAAUGAGUCUGUAUGUGGGUGCAAGCACAUUUUAGUCCACCAGUCCUCAUAAUUUUGCACCUCCAGAGCUGAAAACCUAUUUUAAAAGAAAUGAAAUAUUCAUACACACACACACACACGUGCACUGAUGCAAAAAUAUUCACGCUAACACUCCCAACCCUUGACUGCUGCCCGGAUCAAAAGAAACCCACAGUGGUGUGGCUGCAUGUCAUAGUAAACUGUAACAGCAAUACUUACUCAGAUGUCUGCUGGUGAAGUUACUGAAUUAUUUGAACGUUUCGAACCUGAAAGUCAUCGAUGCUGUAUUGAAUGUUUAGACACCCUAAAAGUAGACGGUGAACCAGCAGGAGGAAGAACUUAGAUCACAGCUUCGACAGAUCAAUCCAAACACACAAUUUAAGUUUUUACUUGAUUUAUUGCAGCAUUUUAGCAACUUUACUAGUGCGAAUGAAUCCCCUUUUGAACUAUGCAUCAAUACUGAGCAGUAACGUUGGAGUUCAUUACACUAAUAUGUCUCCUCACUCUCCCCGGCCCACUGCCAUGCCCCACUGUACCUCCUGGCUUUAUCAAUUUGAACUCUUUUGAAAGAAUGAAUGAGUUUUUGACAAACUGCUGCACAAUAAUGUAAAGUUCCCUCCUCCUCUCCUUACUGGUUCUCCACCUUUAUCCUUCCUCAUCCAUCUGUCAAACCUCCUCUCUCAACAGUGGCAUCAACUCAUGCAAUAAUAUAAAUGUAUCGCAGUAUAACAACCACGCUUAUGACAAUGCACUACUGAUCAGUUUCUGGGGAGAAAAAAGUACACACCUGGAAAACGUUUGUUUCAGAAAGCCUUCUAUGGCAUUGAUCUAUUCUUGAGGUGAUAUUUUUUUUUCUUCUAUUGCUUUCCUUUGUGUGUUUUUAUGAAACCAAACAAAAAGUUUAUAUACUCUCUCAGUUUAGCAAUUUCAAAUAUACAUUUUAGUUAAAUAAAUGUCAUUAACUGAAGUAGUUUAAGUCCUAGGAAAGACUAUGAGCUGGAGUGCGCAAAAAGGGAAAUAAAAGAGAUAAUUGUUCUUGUUCUAUCUGUACUUACAAAUAAAGUUAACUGUAACAAUC
This is a messenger RNA of Cottoperca gobio, 6370 nucleotides long. RefSeq names its product pyruvate carboxylase b (gene pcxb). The transcript has 27 exons. Gene Ontology annotation, biological process: gluconeogenesis; pyruvate metabolic process. Gene Ontology annotation, molecular function: ATP binding; metal ion binding; pyruvate carboxylase activity. Lineage: Eukaryota; Metazoa; Chordata; Actinopteri; Perciformes; Bovichtidae. Bases 444 to 3986 code for a protein of 1180 amino acids. The record is from RefSeq and is a predicted model, not a curated record. Gene Ontology annotation, cellular component: cytoplasm.